This is a messenger RNA of Erigeron canadensis, 3411 nucleotides long. Its product is annotated as leucine-rich repeat receptor-like serine/threonine-protein kinase BAM1. Gene Ontology annotation, cellular component: plasma membrane. Gene Ontology annotation, biological process: protein phosphorylation; hormone-mediated signaling pathway. Gene Ontology annotation, molecular function: protein kinase activity; protein binding; ATP binding. The transcript is spliced from 2 exons. Bases 78 to 3077 code for a protein of 999 amino acids. Lineage: Eukaryota; Viridiplantae; Streptophyta; Magnoliopsida; Asterales; Asteraceae. The record is from RefSeq and is a predicted model, not a curated record.
CAUUUUCCCUCAUUUUAGCCUCCUCGAUUUUUAAACACACUCUGUGUCUGUGCAACAAACACCAUAAAAUUAUAAUAAUGAAACUUUUCUUUCUUUUUCUUUUCCUUUUUCUAGCCACCGGAAAACCACUCCGAUUACCGGAAUACAAAGCCUUACUUUCAUUAAAAACCUCCAUAACACAAGACCCACAGUCCUCACUUUCUUCAUGGAAAAUAACCACCCGCCAUUGCACGUGGUCUGGCGUCACGUGCGAUACUAACCGUCACGUGACCGGUUUGGAUAUCUCCGGCCUUAACCUUACCGGUAUUCUCUCUUCCGACAUUGCCCACCUCAGAUAUCUAAGAAACCUCACCGUCGCCGCCAACAACUUCGCCGGACCUAUCCCGCCGGAACUUUCUUCCAUCUCCGGUCUCCGGUUUCUCAACUUAUCAAACAAUAUCUUCAAUGAAACGUUUCCGCCGGAGCUCGGAAGUCUUAAGUAUCUUCAAGUUCUUGAUCUCUACAACAACAAUCUCACCGGCGAACUUCCGGCGAGUGUUUCUAACCUCACAUCAAUCCGCCACCUUCAUCUCGGCGGAAACUACUUUUCCGGCGAGAUUCCGCCGUCAUACGGCGGAUUUCCGUCGCUCGAAUACCUCGCCGUUUCCGGCAAUGAGCUAACCGGAUUCAUCCCGCCGGAGCUCGGAAACUUGACCACACUCAAACAGCUGUAUCUAGGCUACUACAACACAUACUCGGGCGGAAUACCGCCGGAGCUCGGUAAGCUUAAAAACCUCAUCCGACUUGACGCCGCUAACUGCGGGCUCACCGGGAAAGUCCCACCGGAAGUCGGAAAGUUACAAAACCUAGAUACAUUAUUUUUACAAGUUAACGGACUUAACGGACCGUUAACGGAAGAGUUAGGAACGUUAAAGUCGUUAAAAUCAAUGGAUUUAUCAAACAAUAUAUUCACUGGUGAAAUACCGGAAUCGUUUAAAAACUUAACGAACUUGACGUUACUAAACUUAUUUCGUAACAAGCUGUACGGAUCUAUUCCUAUAUAUAUAGGUGAUUUACCUGAAUUGGAAGUUUUACAGCUGUGGGAAAAUAAUUUUACUGGGGUAAUUCCUCAACAGCUUGGAAUGAAUGGGAAGUUAAGAAUACUUGAUUUGUCUUCAAAUAAAUUAACCGGUUCAUUACCGCUUAAUUUAUGUUUUGGAAACAAACUUGAGACUUUAAUUCUGUUGGGGAACUUUUUGUUUGGUAAAAUUCCGGAUUCAUUAGGGGAAUGUAAGUCGUUGAGUCGAAUUCGGAUGGGUGAGAAUUACUUAAACGGGUCGAUUCCGGUUGGGUUGUUUGGUUUGCCUGCCUUGUCACAAGUCGAGUUACAAGAUAAUGAUUUGUCUGGGGGUUUAUAUGUGUCGAAUUUAGUUAGUACUAGUCUGGGACAGGUUAGUUUGUCGAAUAAUAGGUUAAAUGGUUCUUUACCUGCUAGUAUUAGUAAGUUAGGAGGUGUUCAGAAGCUUUUGCUUGAUGGUAAUAGGUUUAGUGGGCGGGUUCCGAAGGAGAUUGGGGAGUUGAAGCAGUUGUCUAAGAUUGAUUUGAGUGAUAAUGAGUUUACGGGUGAGAUAACGCCUGAGAUUAGUAAGUGUAAGUUGUUGACGUAUGUUGAUCUUAGUAGGAAUGAGUUUUCGGGUGAGAUACCAGCUGAAAUUACUAGUAUGCAUAUUUUGAAUUAUUUGAAUGUGUCAAGAAAUCGUUUGGUUGGAAGGAUUCCGACGUCUGUUGGAUCGAUGCAAAGCUUGACGUCGGUUGACUUUUCAUAUAAUAAUCUUUCGGGGUUGGUUCCUGGUACUGGUCAGUUUAGUUAUUUCAAUUAUACUUCAUUUUUAGGGAAUGCAGAUCUUUGUGGACCGUAUUUAGGACCUUGUAAAACCGGGGUUAUGAAUGGUACUCAUGAAGAACAUUCGAAAGAGCACCUUUCUGCUUCUGUGAAGCUUUUACUUGUUAUUGGGUUGCUUGUUUGCUCUAUUGCAUUUGCUGUUGCAGCAAUCUUUAAGGCUCGAUCGAUAAAAAGAGGAAGUGUGGCGCGGUCAUGGAAGCUUACUACUUUCCAACGGUUGGAUUUCACUUGUGAUGAUGUUCUUAAUAGCUUGAAGGAAGACAACAUUAUUGGAAAAGGUGGAGCUGGGAUCGUUUACAAAGGGGUUAUGCCAAAUAACGAGCAGGUGGCUGUGAAAAGAUUGCCAGUAAUGAGCCGUGGUUCAGCUCAUGAUCAUGGGUUCAAUGCUGAGAUUCAAACUUUAGGGAGAAUCAGACACCGUCAUAUUGUGAGGUUAUUAGGUUUUUGCUCAAACCAUGAGACAAAUCUUUUGGUUUAUGAGUAUAUGCCGAAUGGAAGUUUGGGAGAGAUGUUACAUGGUAAGAAAGGUGGUCAUUUGCAUUGGGACACUCGGUAUAAGAUAGCAUUGGAGGCUGCAAAGGGUCUUUGCUAUCUCCACCAUGAUUGCUCGCCUUUGAUCCUACAUCGCGAUGUUAAAUCCAACAACAUACUUUUGGAUUCUAACUUUGAAGCUCAUGUCGCGGAUUUUGGACUUGCUAAGUUUAUGCAGGAUUCGGGCACUUCAGAAUGCAUGUCAGCCAUUGCUGGUUCUUAUGGCUACAUCGCACCAGAAUAUGCAUACACUUUAAAGGUUGAUGAAAAGAGCGAUGUAUACAGUUUUGGGGUGGUUCUUUUAGAGCUAGUAACUGGAAAGAAGCCUGUUGGAGAAUUUGGUGACGGUGUAGACAUUGUUCAAUGGGUAAGGAAGAUCACUGAUGGUAAGAAGGAAGGCGUUUUAAAAAUCUUGGAUGCUAGACUCUCCACUGUUCCAAUCCAUGAGGUGAUGCACAUGUUCUAUGCAGCAAUGUUGUGUGUUGAAGAACAGGCAGUAGAGCGCCCAACAAUGAGAGAAGUUGUUCAAAUCUUAACCGAGCUACCAAAGCCUCCAACAACCACCACCACAGGUUCACCGUCUCCAGCAUCAUCCCCAGCCAAUGCAGUGUCACCAGAAGAAAAUGAAGGGGAAAACCAGCCGGCAGACCUUCUAAACUUGUAGAACUAUAAAGGUUGCUGUUAAGUUUUAUGGAUUUGGGUAUUGAGGCUUAGGUUUGGUAUUUAUAUUUCUUUUAUCUUGGUUUAUGUUGUUUGGGGUUUAAGUAUGGUUUAAGGGGAGGGUUUUAGUGUUGAAAUGUUUAGAUUGAUUUGGAGAUAUCUGUGUAUAGCAGUAUUGGUUGGCGGUUUUAAGUUAAUAUUAGUAUUAAGCAGUGUUCCAUAAUUAGGUAAUCUAAAAUCAUCUCUUAUGUGACAUUACACAAGUGAAGUAAUCUUAAGAGCAUGUUUUCAGUGAAUUGAUUAAUAUAUUUUCCGAGUGCAAUUAGUAUUUCUGUUAA